CUAACUUAUUUCUACUUCCUGUGACUAAAAAUGAAAAAAUAUUUUUAGAAUUUGUUAUUUUGGCUUCAUAUUGAAGUUUUGAGAGUUCUAUAUUUGAUAUUAUCACAGGAAUUCAAUUCUCCUAAGUAUUUUCUAUUAAACGUUAGUAAUUGUUUGAUGUUAUCAAUUAUUGAAUUUAGCAGUUAACUUUCAAGUUUUUCAUCAUCAUUCACCUGUUCACCUAGACUCUUCUCCCCCUUACCAGUUCCUACACUGAUGUUUCCUGCCUGACUGUGAUCCUCCUAAUUUGGGAGAAGGCAAGAUAGCAGGCAUGUGCAGCCACAGUUCAUUUAUUUAAAGAAAUGGGAGCAAAUGUUUCAUUUGUAGAGGGAAGCCAGUCUUGCACUGGGUCACCUUCUAAGCUGCAAACAUUUUCACGACUUGCACACUCUUACACAGUAUCAGAUACAGACCUUGCAGGAAAGGAUAAAAAGAAAAAAGCUUCUAAAUUUGCCACUCUUAGAAAGAAAUUGAUAAGAGCAAGAAGGCACAGUAGAUCAUGUGACUAUGGACGUGCCCUUAGAGAAUUUAUCUCUUCAUGGUCUGUACGUGACAUAAGCACAUUGAUUCAUGAAUAUGAGGCUCUUAUAGCAAUGAAAGAGUUAGCAAUCACAACAAAUUUAGCCCGUCCACCAGCAAAUUCAUUUAGACAUGACUUUUCCCAUUUGUAUGAUUUUAAAUUUUGUACAGAUAUUGAUUUAGUCUACAAAGGUGUAUGCUUUCCUGCACAUCGUGCUCUACUGUCUAUUAGGAGCCCAUUCUUUAGAGACAUUCUAUCUAGAAACCAUGAAUCAUUUCCACAAAUUCCCAUCAAAUUACGCACACAUGGAGUAGACAUAGUACUUUUCUCAGUUUUACUUCGAUAUCUCUAUACAGAUACAUUAAGUCACGAUGAACUUCAUAUUGAGAAUCGUGAUAUUUUACUUAAAGUUGCCACAGAGUUAGGAAUGCCAAAUCCCUUAGAUCAGGAUUUACAGACGUUGCUAGACACGGGAGAUUAUAGUGAUGCUGUUUUAGUGUUUUCUAGUGAGUUGGAUUUAAAUGAAAGUUUUUCCUCAGAGGCUGGUUCCUCCGAUGGGUUUAGCAGAACUAAAUAUGAACUUCCUUGUCACAAGGCAGUUCUUGCAGCCAGGUCUCCUUUCUUCAGAAACUUACUUUUAAGGAGGGCAAGAUCUGGUGAAGAUUUGACAGAUUACGCAUUGAAUGCACCAACAAGAAUUGUGUUAGAUGAUUCUGUGAUUCCAAGACGAUAUGCUCGUGUUUUAUUACAUGCUAUUUAUCUAGAUGUAGUGGAUUUAUCAUUGAUAAUGCGGGGUAGUGCAAGUAUGUGUAGUUUAAGCGAGGUUCAAGCAAUAGUUGCAGGAAAAGGACAGAUGACUGUAGUUGAUGAAGCAAUGGAAAUGUAUCAAAUUGGACAGUUUCUUGACAUACCAGCUCUUUCUCAAGGUUGUGAAGACAUCAUUGCUGAUAAUAUCACUGUAGACAACCUUAUCUCAGUGUUGACAUGGAGUGCAGAGCCUCAUGGGUCCAGCUGGGUAUCGCGCCAGGCAUUGCACUUCCUUAGGGAGGAGUUUAUACAAGUGGCAAACUCUCCUGUACUUUUUGAACUCAGCAAAUCUCAUCUCAUUGAAACUCUCAGUUCAGAUCUCCUGCAGGCAGGGGAACUUGAUGUAUUAACAGCAGUCAUGAAAUGGGGAGAACAUCAUUUGGUGCGGAGAAUUGAGAAGAGAGAGCCCAAUUUAUUAAGUCAUACUGCUCAUAGUGUCAGUAAGAAAGGGGUUAAGCGCAGAGAUCUAAAUGAUGUAGAACUACGUGAUAUUCUUGCUGAGAUACUGCCAUUAGUCAGAAUGGAUCAUGUCUUACCACACAACAGCGAUAUACUGACAAGUGCAAUUAGGCGUGGAUUGGUGAGCACCCCGCCUAGUCAUAUGAUCAGUGAUGAUGGAGGAACGAAUCAAAUUGCGUCGGCAUGGAUACCUGGAAAAAACAGCGGGAUGUUCACAAGACCAAGACUCUUUACACCUUAUUAUGAAGAAGCAAAAAGUGUCUUAGAAGACAGACAGAUGUCUGGUCAGGAUCACGAAUUGGCUCGGGUCAGACCAAUCCAGAUAUCCUCUAUACCUGACACACUGUACAUGGUAGAAGAUCCACAAUAUAUACAACAGUUCAUGACCUACAAUCCUUCACCAUUACAUAACAUUGACAUUGUAUCAGGGACCAUACCAGUGCCUACUUCUGAGAUGUUGCGGUUAAUGAUACAGAGGGAGCAGGAACUCCAGUCAUUACCACAAGUACAGAGGGCAUUCAGUCAAUCAUUCAUUGACCGACGAUCAGUCAUGUGUCAGAUUAAGCUUAGAGUGGUUCGCGAGUUUGGCUGGCCAGAUGCUACAGUAGAUGUACUUCAGAACAUGCAAUAUUACUAUGAUAAUGAACGUGUCCCAGGAUUUGUUGACAGAAAUUAUCACGCAACCCCGUCCAAACGACCACCCAGUCCUCGCCUUCAAUUACGUAGACGUAAAACUGCACCAACAAAGCCUGUUCAAUGUGUUUCUCCAUUGUCAUCACCUACAAAAACAUACAGACCACCACUGAUAGAGUCUCCGUCCAGUAGUCCAAACAGUGACCAUGACAACAGUCGCAGUGCCACCUUAAGUAGUAAUCGCAGCACACUUAGUGACACAAUGCCAGAUAUUGCCAUGGCAACAGCAUCUGUAAAUCAGCUUCAACUUCAGGAUGAAUAUGGUCCAGAUAUUGGUGAUGAAGGGGCCAGUAGACACGGAACACUUUAUAUUUAGAUUACUUAUUCAUUGAAUAGCACAUUGUAUUUAGGUUUAUAUUCUAUAAGCUCUGUAAUUUUACUUUAACAGUGAAACUUGUUCUACAAAUGAUAGUCUCUACUGCUCCACAACUUGCAGUAGAAGGGUACAUUAUUUUCUGUUCUGGUAUAAUGAAUUUAAAAUCUGUUGGAUGUAUUGUAUAAUUAGUCCCCUACGGGUUUAACCGGAGGGGACUUUAGGUUUACCCUUCGUCCGUCUGUCCAUCCGUCUGUCAGUCCGUCCGUCCACAAAACUGGAUCCCGCGAUAACGCAAAAAGUACUGAAAAUAUUUUUAUGAAACUUGAUAUAUGGAUAGAUGGCAGUAUGGUGAUUAUGCACGUAUUUUUCUUUUCUUCCUAUGUUGAAAAUUCUGGUUGCUAUGGCAACAAAUAGUCUGAAAAUAUGGCAAAUUUAACACAUAAACUGGAUCCAGUGAUAACUCAAAAAGUACUGAAAAUAUUU
Ruditapes philippinarum (Manila clam) is the source of this 3317-nucleotide messenger RNA. Its product is annotated as BTB/POZ domain-containing protein 7-like. The record is from RefSeq and is a predicted model, not a curated record. Bases 342 to 2834 code for a protein of 830 amino acids. NCBI's taxonomy places the organism in Eukaryota, Metazoa, Mollusca, Bivalvia, Venerida, Veneridae. The transcript is spliced from 8 exons. Gene Ontology annotation, molecular function: protein binding. Gene Ontology annotation, biological process: morphogenesis of a branching epithelium.